Dendronephthya gigantea is the source of this 393-nucleotide messenger RNA. RefSeq lists its product as uncharacterized. The record is from RefSeq and is a predicted model, not a curated record. The transcript has 3 exons. The coding region runs from base 1 to 393 and encodes 130 amino acids. NCBI's taxonomy places the organism in Eukaryota, Metazoa, Cnidaria, Anthozoa, Malacalcyonacea, Nephtheidae.
AUGCCCCCUUUUCGUUGGCCGAAAGUUGAGCACGAUCUGGCAUUGUGUAAAGAGGUUGUUGCUGAAAGACCAGUAAGGCCUGAGGAUUGGGAAAUUAUCGCAUCAAGUCUAUCCGUUAUCUUUUCAACAACAGAAAGCCAAGUUCACUUGAAGGGACGAAGUUGCAGAGAGCACCUCGACUUGUUGGUAAAGAAAUUUAAAGCAGACGAAAAGAAUGCUUUAAAAAGAUCUGGGACAGAAGAAGAUUACACAGAAUUAACUCAAUUGUUGGAGGAUAUUACAUCUUACCUAAAUGAUAUGUCUAAACCAUCAAGAAAUAAAGAGAACAAAGAUGAGGAACUUAAUAGUAACAGCAGUGAUGAAGAAAGAGAUGAGGACAUCUUUAAAGGUUAG